This is a messenger RNA of Besnoitia besnoiti, 2802 nucleotides long. Its product is annotated as SprT domain-containing protein. NCBI's taxonomy places the organism in Eukaryota, Apicomplexa, Conoidasida, Eucoccidiorida, Sarcocystidae. The transcript has 7 exons. The record is from RefSeq and is a predicted model, not a curated record. Gene Ontology annotation, biological process: DNA damage response. Gene Ontology annotation, molecular function: metalloendopeptidase activity; polyubiquitin modification-dependent protein binding; single-stranded DNA binding. Bases 1 to 2802 code for a protein of 933 amino acids. Gene Ontology annotation, cellular component: nucleus.
AUGGAGGGCGGAAGAGAGGAGGACGGCGCUUCGGGGGGGUGUGCGGGAGAGUACCUUGAAGCCACCUGCACGGAGACUGGAGACGUCCUCUUCUGCGGCGAAGAGCGGAGGCAGAAGCCUCGAGAAGCCGAUGGAGACGACGACGUGGAAGUCCUCCUUGUGCUGAAGAGGAGACGUGAACUUCAAAUCGAAGGAGUCGAGCACCAUAUCUCCGCUGGCGGCGAGCGGGACAAGAUUUCUUCUCGCAAGCACGCAGAGACGGAAGACGGCCAAAGAGAUCGAGAGCUGUAUUCGGAGAGGUCUCCGCGGCCGAGUCAACGUCGGAAUGAAGAAGCGGCUCUGGUUUUUGCUGCCUCUCCUUCGUCUUCUGCCCCGUCAGCCUGCGAAAGACGUUCUUCGCAACGAACCGCCUCACCUUGCAGGCGUGACUACUCCUCUCCCUUUCCUUGUCGCUCGGAUCCUCCUUCUGGUGGCAAUCCGAGCGUGGCCAAGUCUUUUUCUGAUCUUUCCUCUUCUCGUUUGUCUUCUUCUCGCGUGAACCCCGUUUCCGCUCCCUCGCUCUUCACGCGCCGGGAGACCGCCGCUCUCCCGCAGUCUGCCUGCGGUGUACGUACAGCUCAGCCGGAUUCGUCUCCUCACGCGGAAGCCGACAAGUUGCCUAACACGCUCUCUGGCGCCUCUCUGUCGAGCCAGAACCAAGGCAUGCAGUCCAUUUUUUCUUCACACGAAGUCCUGCCCGUUUUCCCGGCGCGACCGCCUUCGCGGCCUUCAGUCUCCUCACGGAUACCUUCGUCUCCGUCUGGCUCUGCCGAUCCUCCGGUCGCUUCGGCGUCGCGUGCGUCGCCUUCGUCCCCUGGUGCUUCGCUCCUCUCUCCGCCGCCGUCCUUGCCUGCUGCCUGUCCCUCGUCGUCAUCCGCAUUCUCCGGAGGCCCGCGCCGCGCGACGCAUCGCCGCGCCUCGCACGGAGAGGAGGAGCUGGUUGCGCCGGAUUUGCAUGCGCUAUUUGCGCACUACAAUGACGCGUUCUUCGAAGGAAAGUUGGCUGGAGUCGAAGUGCGCUGGAGUCGCCGCAUGACGCUUUGCGCAGGCCUCUGCGUCUACCAGGCUGGAGGCUACUGCUCUGUGCGGCUCUCUGAACCCCUUCUCAAGUUCCGCUCUGUGAAGGAAUUUCGAGAGACUCUUCUUCACGAGAUGAUUCACGCGUUCCUGUUUGUGACCAAAAGAGAUCGCGAACACGACGCUCACGGACCGGAUUUUCUGGCGCACAUGCACCGUCUCAACGCGCUGACCGGGCUCAACAUCACCGUCUUCCACACUUUCCACGACGAAGUGGAUUAUUACAGAACGCACAUCUGGCGAUGUCAAGGCAAAUGCCGCGAGACGCCUCCGUACUUCGGCUACGUUCGCCGGUCGAUGAAUCGCGCGCCAGGCCCCUACGAUCGAUGGUGGGCUGACCAUCAGCAGGCCUGCGGAGGCACGUACGUGAAGAUCAGUGAGCCGAAGGCACUCGCGGCGAGCCGCAAAGCUUCUUCAUCGCGGUCCGGCAAGUCGGCGCAAAGGCCUCCGCAGAAGAGCAGGUCUGCGGCAGGUGCGGCGGCGCGCGACACGCCGGCGGCCAAAGCGAGAUCGGAUGCGGCUUCACCUGCGUCAGCGGGGAAACCGAAACAACUCGGGUUACUCGACACGUGGAAAAAAACGGGAGGUCGGGGGAAGGCGGAAAGCUAUGCCGCCAAUACGCCGGUGACUCCUGCGGCCGCAGGCACGAGGCCCUCGUUCUCGCCGCUGGGCACCGUCGCCGACUCGCUUUCGUUCGCAGACGCGGUCAAUCUGCAUAGGCGAGAGCGGCUUCUGACUGCGAAAAUGGACGGGGCAGGACGCGCGGAGAGUCCUCUUUCCGGAGCGUCGCCGCCUGUGCGCGCUUCCCCUUCUUCGGAUUCUUCAUUUGUGCCGUCACUCUCGCCUGCGUCUCGCCAGACGCAGGCGAGAGCAGCAGCGACUUCGUCGUCCCGGGGUGGCGCAGUCCCUUCAGCGAGCCCGUCGUCGUCCGCCGCGACUUCUUCCUCUUCUGCGCGAGGAAGAAGCGGCGCCGUCUCAGACGACGACGCUGUCGAGUGCGUCGCAGUCCGCACGUCUUCGGAUGCGUCGCUCUCCUUGCACCCGUCGCGCAGGCAGCCAUCGCCGCCGUCGCCGCCGCCGUCAUCGCUCUCAGGGAGACCUGUUUCACCGCGAACGAGGCGUAGAGACUGCCAGGGAGCGGGCGCCAGGAGAGACGGUGCCGCGCAGCCGGCUGAAGAGCCGCAGAGGAGUCGAAGGCUCGGAUCUGACGCAGGCGUGUCAAGCGUAGAUGGCCUGGAAGACGACGGCGACGUCGUCUUCGUGUCCAGCAGCCAUGGCGAUGCAGCGCCUUUCCCUCGCGAUCGAGAGCUCCCUCCGGUCGGCGGCCAGGCAGCCAGGACUAGAGUGGCGCCCCGACAGCUGGCGCAGUCGUCGUUUCCAAGCCGCGCAGCCGCUGCUUCUGAAGCUUCUGCGGCGUGUGCGUCGUCUUCUGAGUCCGGAGCUGAAGCAUCUGAGAGCAGAGAGAGAGAAGAAGCUGCAACUUCUUCGCCGGUGGGGGAUCUUAGCCCACCGUCGGAUGCGAAUCUCUGCCGCUACUGCGGCCACGGCUUUGAGGGCCUACGGGAAUUUCGACGCCACAUACAAUGCUGCAUUCGAGAUCCGGACCGUCUCCGCGGCCGUCGUGACCUCGCUCCGGCGGCCAGGGAGGGAGACGCACUCUCUCCAUUGCCAAGCGCACACUCGUAA